GUUUAUUUUUUCGUUUGUGAUAAAUAAGUCGGUCAUACUCGUAUAAUAUGUUCCAGAAUCGUGUUCUUUCUGAGACGAGCUUCGCAAUCGAAAAUCCAGAGCCUUAACAAUUAACACAUAACCCCUUUGCCAUUGUCACACCAAAUCUUUAUACGAUAACUGUUGUUGAAGAUGGCGGGUAGAGAAGUUCGAGAAUACACCAAUCUCAGCGACCCCAAAGAUAAGAAAUGGGGCAAAGGGAAGGAUAAGAUUGACGAUGAAGACAUUACUUUCCAACGAAUGGUUGCAAAGGGAUUUUGGCUUCCUGUAUUGGGUGGUUGAUGCAUGCAGAUGCAAGAGGUUGCUGGUGAGCGUGGUGGUUACCUUCAUGGGCGAGGCGGUACCGCAUCUUUUUCCCCUGAUUUUGUGUUUUCUAUGUUGCUUGUGUUAUGUCAGCUGUUACCACUCAUUCUUUGGCUGCCGCUGCUCAUAUAUCAUGUAUAGUUUCUCUGGUUUUUUCUUAAAUUUUCAAUGUGCAGCCUUGGACAGUGAUGAUUUGCUCUAUCUAAAGGAGCAAAUGGAAGCCGAGGAGGAUGCAGAACGUCUCCUGCGUCGCACUGAAAAACGGGCAUUCGCCGCAUUUAAGAGAGCUGCAAGCUUAGCAGAUUCUUCACCGGCGUCAGUUCCAUUGGCAUUUCGUGUCGAGCCAAAGCCAAAGAGUGGGAUCAGUGUUUAUAUCUGUAUAUAUAGGCAGCAAGAUCUGUUGAAGAAAGUUGUGGAGAUUAAACCUAAGCGCCCAAGGACUGAUGGCAAUCAGUCCCCAGCUUCCAGUAACGUGUCUGUUACAAAUCGUAAGCCUGAGCAUCAUAAUGAGAACGAGCGGCCUUCUUCAGGACUGAAGAAAGUAGAGGAGCAAUCUUUGUCUGGAUUGCAGAAAGUAGAGGAACGUCCGUCAUCGGCCUCAUGCAAAGCAGAAGAAAAGCCUAAGAAUGCUAACACUGCUGGUGGGGGAUUACUGGGCUUGGCAUAUGCUAGUUCUGACGACGAUGAUGAAGAAUGAUACUUUUGAUGGAAAACCACGUUGUUCAGUCCAAGUUAUGUAGUUUUAGUACAGAAAGUUUUAUUUCUUUUAGAACAUUUUGUUAUGAUAUUGCGUAGUGAAGAUGGCAUGAAUUACUAUGAAGGCUGAAAGAGAACAAGAUGAAGUGCUACUAUUUAAGUGUACAAUUAGACGAAAAGUACAAUUUUGAAUGAAUCUUUAAACUUUAAUAUGCUAGUUGUGUUUCUUGCCAUACAAUUUUGUAAGCAUUUGGUAAAGUGCAAUCAGGGCACA
Arachis ipaensis is the source of this 1312-nucleotide messenger RNA. The record is from RefSeq and is a predicted model, not a curated record. NCBI's taxonomy places the organism in Eukaryota, Viridiplantae, Streptophyta, Magnoliopsida, Fabales, Fabaceae.